AUGGCCCGCGCCGCUACUGCCACCUCUUCCAACAACAGAGACGACCAAGAUAACUCACAGGCGCAGGACACAAAAGCCAGUAAGCGGCGCUGUGUCCAGUCGGCCUGUGUGCCCUGCCGGAAACGCAAGUCCAAAUGUGACGGUGGUACACCCGUGUGCGCGACUUGCACUGCCGUCUACAAGACUGAAUGUCAUUACGAUGCUGAGAGCGAGAGUCGUCGCACUAAGGCUACUCCGACGAUCGCAAACAAUACUGGGAUCAAGCGCGACGCCUCCCUUGUCGCCACCUCCAGCCCUGAGAAUACCUCGAGCGCCGAAUUUAUUGUCAAUUCGCUGAGACGUCUACCUGAGGAGCAUGUCCAAGAAUUUCUCAAUCAUAUUCGAAGAGACCCCAGCCUCGACAUCACCUCCCUAGCUGAAACAUGGCGCAAGAACGUGACGCUGACGCAGAGCGAGCCCGUCGACGUUCAGAGCCUCGAGUCAGAUCUUAGUGUACUGCUUGGGAAGCCAUCUGUUACAUCCACCGGCCAGAGCAGACACUUUGGACAUUCUGCAAGCCUAGGCCUGGUACCCGAAGAUGAGAAUUUCGGUGGCGGGCGGCUGCGUACCAACAGCGUGAAGCCAGAGCGUCAAGGGUCAACAUGGACCAACGUAACCGAUGACCUGGCUUUUGUUGAGACGCUGCUUGACCUCUAUUUCACCUGGAGUCAUCCCUUCUACGUGCUCUUCAGCCGAGAGUGCUUUUACAAGGACUUCAGAGCGGGACGCGACAAGUACUGCUGCUCUCUACUGGUCAAUGCUAUUUGCGCAUAUGCAUGUCAUCUCACAGAAGACCCUGCAGGUCGCACGGAUCCUGACAACUUCCGUACUGCAGGCGAUCACUUCUUUGCCGAGGCCAGGCGACUUCUGUUCGAAGAUGAAACCCCGAGCCUGACGACUGUUCAGGCGCUCUGCAUUAUGUCGAUGCGUGAGCCGAGUACAGGGAGAGAAAGUUCAGGCUUUUCCUACAUGGGAAGGUGUCUUCGUAUGUGUGUUGAGCUUGGUUUGCACUUGAACUAUGGCGCCAAUUCUGCGCUGGGCUUGACACCAAGUGAGAUCGAAGUGAGAAAGGUCACAUUCUGGGGCUGCUUCACUGUGGAUACAAUCUGGACGAUCGUUACUGGCCGCAUAUCUCAGCUCCCUCGAGCUGCCAUUACUCUCGAAAAGCCUAUGCUGGAAGAGACGUCUGACCUUCCUGAGGCUUAUCCCGCCCCCUCACAAAUCGCAGGAGGCGGAGUCGUAACCAUUCGCAUGUUCCUCCAGGAAUUCACAUCGCUCGUGGAGCUCGUCAAUGACAACAACCACAUGUUCUUUGCGCCAAAAGAGCGACUUACGAGCAGUAAAUUGCUUGAUUUUUAUCAUAAAUACCAAGCCUGGUAUAGAAAACUGCCAGCUUUGAUAAGCCUGGAAGGAAAGAAGGAACCCGAGCCACACAUCUUGGUACUACACAUGCUUUAUUGGACCAUCAUCGUGCACCUUUUCCGGCCUCUGCUCAAAGUCGAUCUUAUUCAUUCCGAUAUACGCCCCCGCGACAUCUGCGUAGAUGCGGCCAACAAAGUGUCUGAACUUGUCCGGAUCUACCGGCAGUUCUACGACUUUCGUCAAGCUCACCUGCUCAUACCACACGUAUUACUCACUGUCUGUGUUGUGCACUUGCUAUAUUCAAAGGAUAACAGCAUUUCUCGCCAAAACCUCAUCGAAGGCAUGCAGGGCCUAGACGAUCUUCACGAAUGUCAUUAUUUCGGGGCGAGGAGUUUCCGCGUCAUAUACACCCUUGCGAAGACGUGGAAGUUGCCCUUUCCUGAAGAAUUAGGCAACUCCUCGUUGAUACCGACAAGUGACCCCAACAAGCCCCAAGGAAUGCCUUUACCGACAUAUCAGUACUCGCAGCCCAUGUCGUCCGCACCCAACAUGUCCACGGCGAUGACAUCUCCAUCUACCGAUACGGCAGAAUCCAUGUUUUGGAACCCUAUUCCUGGAGUACCAGGACCGAUUCUGCCACGUCACACCUAUCAGCAAAUAAGUCCGAUGGGCCUGGAGAGUGUUCUCCACAACACAGACGUAGGCGAUCGUCUUGGUCGGGAUGGUUUCAAGAUCAGCGAGGACUGGCGAUCGAGCCAUAUCAACGGCUUCAAUCACAAUAUGGGAGGCAGUGUGUACGGCAACCCGCAUAGCCAGGCAGACACUGGGUAUGCGCACCGAGGGAGCUACGCGCAGCCGACAGAACAUGUGAGCUACCCACAAACGACACAUGAGGGGCACCACCAUACGCAAGAAGAGUACGACCCAGGAUGGUGGCAGAACACGAACGGAAACCAAGGACCGAUGAGUUGA
This is a messenger RNA of Alternaria conjuncta, 2373 nucleotides long. RefSeq lists its product as uncharacterized. The transcript is spliced from 5 exons. Gene Ontology annotation, biological process: DNA-templated transcription; regulation of DNA-templated transcription. Gene Ontology annotation, molecular function: zinc ion binding; DNA-binding transcription factor activity, RNA polymerase II-specific; DNA binding. Bases 1 to 2373 code for a protein of 790 amino acids. The record is from RefSeq and is a predicted model, not a curated record. NCBI's taxonomy places the organism in Eukaryota, Fungi, Ascomycota, Dothideomycetes, Pleosporales, Pleosporaceae.